CAUAAAAAUGAAGUAUGAAAUAUGGAGAGCUAAAAUUUAAUAUAUUAAUUGAAAAUGAAAUUGUAAAUUUCUAUUCUGUAACUACUCGUAACCCACCACAACCCUCUACUGGCGAAUUGUAGAUAUGUUGGCAUAAAUAUUCCUGCUUUGACAUCAUCAUAUACCUGCAUAUACCGUUUUAUGCGAAUGAGAAACGUAAACGGAUUUCGCUGACGGGUUGAUUGGAUUCAAUGAUAGAAAAUAAGGAAAACAACCAUUUACGGGAUUCUUUAUUAUGAUAGUGUCAAAAGGUAGUAGCAGAAGAUGACGAUUAAGUGAUUGUUUCCUUAUACAUAAUGAGGGAUAAGUGCAUUAGACAUGGAUAUACUUAAUAUAGAAGAUGUGGAAACCGGUGUUCGUUCAUCAAAAAAUUCUACAUCGAUACAAUGCAACUGCAUAAACUCAAAUUCUAUAUGUUACAUCGCCGUCACAGUAGCUACACUGGCUCUUUUGGGAGCGAUCGUUUUUAUCUGCAGAGAUUACAUUAAAGUGUUACUCUAUUGGAUCGAACAUCAGAAUAUAUGGGUCGUUGCUGUAAUAUUUAUUGCUCUGUUCACAGUGGUUUCAUUUCCCAUUGUAAUCGGCUAUUUAUUCCUUAUUAUUGCUAGUGGUUACCUAUUCGGUAUAUUGAGAGGUAUCAUGAUGGUAGUAUUAUCAGCUAAUCUGGGAAUAGCCAUAGCGCAUAUUACUCUCAGCACUUUGUCAUCAAAGUUACCUCUUGGGGCACUUUUGCAAAAUGACACAGCAAGAGCAAUACUCAGAGUUAUCUCUGGACCGCAAGCUUUCAAAGUUGUGCUGUUUGCGAGGUUAACUCCUAUUCCUUUUGGUCUGCAAAAUACUAUUUUCGCAGUGAGUAAUAUGGGUGGUGUACAAUACCAUCUGGCUAGCGCGCUAGGUUUACUACCCGCUCAAAUCAUUAAUAUUUAUUUGGGCAGUAGCUUGCGAUCUAUGCAAGAUGUUCUAGAAGAUAGAUCAACAGCAGCAACUGGUUACGUUGUCUUUUGUUUUCAGAUUUUAAUAGGAAUUUCGUUAAUGGUGUAUGUUGUACAAAAGGCGCGAAGAGAACUUCAACUAGCAUUGUUGGAGGCUGAUCUAGCCUCGAUGGCCGACUCCUCUCAUUAUCUUCUCGAUACAUUACCGGAUCCUAAAAUAGUUUUAACGAAUCUGAUCGCCUAAACUCGCAUAAAAGUUUUACUUCUUCAAUGGGUACCUGCAUGUUUCAUACCUAACAACAUCAUUCACACUAUUCGCGAUUAAGUAGAAGAAACAAGGUUUAGUAUAUAUUUAAUAUCAAACAAUCAUACGAAUAUAUAUUAUAGUUUACAUAUUAGAAAGAAUAUUCUUCUAUUUGACAUACUCGUUAAAAUUGAGAAAUGUUGGAUCAAGAUAUACAAAUCAAUCGUUUACCACUUUCACUGCGUGACAGAAAUACGAAUAGAUUUUGUUUGAGUGCUAUUUCAAACAAUUCUACUAGACCAGGUAUACUAGUAAAAGAAUUAAUAUCAUUUAAUCAUGAAAUGGAAAAAUAAUUACAAUCAUUUUCUUCAUAUAUAAUAUUACUGUAAAAGAACUGAAUAUUUUGUGAUACAAACAAUAAUUAAUGGAUAACUAUUUAAUUAAAUAUAAAGUAAUAGAAUUCUUUAAGCAAUAACAACGGCAGAUGAAGGUUCGCAUUCGUAAGCAUUUUUCUGAAAUAAUAAGUUGUAUGUUUUGUGCCAAAUCUCGUUUCCAAAUACGAACAAUCUCCAUAUAUUUUAAUAUCUCCGUCUACGUAAAAAGAUUUACAUUUAUUUACAUUUGUUAAUCUAUAUCGAUUGUAAUGUACUGUUAUUAAUUUUGUAUUUUUAUUUGCAUUUUAUUUGUAUAAUGCAUUUAUAAACGAGUCUUCCGAGAUGUUAAGUUUUGAAAACCCUUUAAAAUACAUCAAAUAACUUGUCGAAGACUUGAGAUAGAAUUAGAAUUUAUAAAACGAGUCAAAUAUUUGUUUUCAAAUAAUUGAAAAUGACGUUAUCGAAUUUAAAUGAAGGCAGAUGUGUUAUUUUGAAAAGAACGAAAUCUAAUGCCUUGCUUUAUAUAUAUGAUUAUACGGAAUAUUUUAGCUUGUAAUACAUGUUUAAAGUAUAGCAUGAAAAAGUAUAUAUGUUUCUAGAAUAUAUACGUAAACAUUAAUUAUAUUUACGCGAAGAUUAUAGAAAACGUUUGAGUAAUAAAUAAACGUUGUCGCAGAGAUUAAGUAAACUCGACAAGCAUUUGAUCUGGAAGACUGAGACUAUGUAAUGGUUGAAAUUAUAAUAAAAUUUCCGUAUUACUUUGUUAUGGUGGCAACAUAUUGCUUCAACCAUAACGUUCAUAGUUCUUGUAUUGUAUUCUUGAACUUGAUUUCUCAUGUUUGAACCAUUUAAAAAUUUUUAAUUUUUAAAUUGAAUGCAAUUACGAAAUUUUAAUUCAAAUGUCUACUUCAACUCUAUCAAACGUUAUAUCCGUUUCUUGAAUUAAGUAACAGAUGUUAUUUUAAAAAAACGCAGAAUAAAAUAAAUUUCCAUACAAUCACA
Molecule: messenger RNA, 2591 nt
Organism: Hylaeus anthracinus
Lineage: Eukaryota; Metazoa; Arthropoda; Insecta; Hymenoptera; Colletidae
Product: transmembrane protein 64
Exons: 5
Coding region: 358-1215 (285 amino acids)
Source: RefSeq, a predicted model, not a curated record